AUGUCUGCAGAACUGAGGAUGCUGCUGUCCUUGGCCCUGAGCAACGGCAGCAGGAGGAGCAGGGGGCUGCCCUGGCCCUUUGCUCUGCGGCGGACCCCGGCCGCUGCCCAGGCGCCUGUGCAGGCGGGCUCCGGCUGCAGCGGGACUCUCUUUGGACAGCCCCUGGCUGCCCUCUGUGGGGAGGCCGGCACGCUGCCCCAGCCCAUCCAGGAGCUGCUGGACAUAUUGUAUCAGGAAGGACCAUCAACGGAGGGGAUAUUCCGAAGAGCUGUGAGUGGGACAUUGCUUUGGGAGCUGCAGAAGGCCCUGAACAGCGGCACAGAUGAGGACCUCAGAAGCCAGCCUGCACUUCUUUUGGCUGUCAUCCUGAAGGACUUCCUCCGAAGCAUCCUUUCAAAGCUCCUCUGCAUCGACCUCUACGAGGACUGGAUGAGACUGAUGACUGCUGAGACUACUGACCCCUCAGGG
Molecule: messenger RNA, 468 nt
Organism: Charadrius vociferus (killdeer)
Lineage: Eukaryota; Metazoa; Chordata; Aves; Charadriiformes; Charadriidae
Product: T-cell activation Rho GTPase-activating protein-like
Exons: 4
Biological process (GO): signal transduction
Molecular function (GO): GTPase activator activity
Source: RefSeq, a predicted model, not a curated record